Neodiprion virginianus is the source of this 3394-nucleotide messenger RNA. RefSeq lists its product as uncharacterized. The record is from RefSeq and is a predicted model, not a curated record. Bases 93 to 3236 code for a protein of 1047 amino acids. Gene Ontology annotation, molecular function: monooxygenase activity; heme binding; oxidoreductase activity, acting on paired donors, with incorporation or reduction of molecular oxygen. The transcript is spliced from 20 exons. Lineage: Eukaryota; Metazoa; Arthropoda; Insecta; Hymenoptera; Diprionidae.
GUUCGGCACCGUCCGGAUCGAGGUCUCGUGAUCUUGGAUUAGUCUACUUCAUACUUCAUCAGUGCAGAAAGUGGAUUCCGUGAAAGAACGCGAUGACUCUUGUAGUAACCGUGCUGCAAACGGCAGUAUAUACCGUAGUUUUCGUAAAAAUAUUUAAAUGGCUCUACGAAUAUUAUGAGUUUGCUAAAAUCAUUGACAAAAUACCUGGACCCAAAGCUUACCCUUUAAUAGGGAACACGCUUAUUUUUAGAAAAGUUAAACACGACGAUCGCUAUGAAUGGUUCCGUGGAUUGUGUGAGCAGUAUCAUGGUGGAAUAUUUCGUACUUGGCUUGGAACUAUAGCCAGCGUUCAUCUCACUUCGCCAGAAACUGUCAGCACGGUCUUGGCUAGUAGGACGCUAAUUACCAAAUCGCCCAUAUACGAUUUCAUUCAUCCAUGGUUGGGUACAGGACUACUAACUUCUACGGGAGAUCAGUGGCAUCAGCAAAGAAAACUGAUUACGCCAACCUUCCAUUUCAAUAUAAUGGACGAAUAUUCCGUAGUAAUGUUUGAAAAGGCGGAAAUUUUGAAGGAAUGCAUCGAAUCGGAACUCAAAAAUAAUCCAAACGAACCAAUCGAUGUGUUUGAUUUUUUAACACGAUGUGCACUGGACAUAAUCUGUGAAGCGGCAAUGGGAGUCAACAUCAAUGCUCAAACGGACCAGGACGCUGAGUAUUCCACAGCUUUGCAUGGAAUUACCACUCAAGCUGUUGACCGAAUUUUUCGACCUUUGCUACACUACGACUGGUUGUACUAUCACACUCGGGAUGGAAAAAAAUUCAAACGUACUGUCGAAACAGCACACAAGUUUACAAAACAGGUAAUAAGUGAAAAAAAACUUGCCCGACAAAAUCGACAGCGACACAAUGCCGAUGAAAAUAGUAUGUCCGAGAAACCAAAACGUCAGGCAUUUUUAGACCACUUAUUAGAUGCGUGUGACCGUGAAAAGAUGCCCCUCACGGACGAGGAGUUACGAGAACAAGUAGACACGUUUCUUUUUGCGGGUCACGAUACGUCAUCUUCAAGUAUGAGCUGGGCUCUUUUCUGCAUCGGUAAUAAUCCAGACGUUGAAGAGAAAAUUCACGAGGAACAUCUCCGUAUCUUUGGGGAAUCAAAAGAACCGGCAACGCUCCGCCAAAUUAAUGAACUCAAAUAUCUUGAAAGAGUGAUAAAAGAAACCCUGAGGUUAUUUCCGUCCGCACCGUCAGUGGGUCGAAGAGUAACCGAAGACUUGGAAAUUGCUGGAUAUAAAAUCCCAAAGAACUCUAUCGCUGGUAUUCAAAUACACUACAUUCAUCGGGAUCCGAAACAUUGGCCAAAUCCGGAUAAAUUCGACCCGGAUAGAUUUUUACCGGAGAAUUCUCAAGGACGACAUCCGUACGCGUAUAUACCAUUCAGUGCCGGACCCAGAAACUGCAUUGGACAAAAGUUCUCUCUCUUGGAACAAAAGAUCGUAUUAACUGCGAUAUUAAGAGAGUGGAAAGUGAAGAGCGCUCUAAAAUAUGAGGAGGCUAAGUGCUACAAUGAUUUCAUUCUCAGGCCACAACAAGGAAUCAAGAUUUAUUUCACUCGCAAAUACUCUGUAUAUGAUCCGAAGCAAGCAACUGUACGUAACGAAGAUAGUCAAGCAGCGAAUGUUGAAGCUGAAACCAGUGGACCUUACGGAAACGUCAUGGGUGUUUUGGUACUGCUACUUACGGCAGCAUGUGCCAUAAUUUUAAUAAGAAUAUGUCAAUUAUUCCACAAAUUUAAUCGGUUUGCAAAAAUAAUCGAUAAGAUUCCUGGACCAAAAUCUUAUCCAAUCGUUGGAACUGCGCUCGCCCUAAGUAAAGUCAAACGUAACGAUUUGUACAAAUGGUUCCAGGCUCGGUGUAAAGAGUACGAGGGUGGAAUAUUUCGUAUAUGGAUUGGCAUAAAAGCCGAUAUUCACCUCAGUACAGCUGAAAAUGUUAGCACGAUUCUCCCAAGUAAGAGUCUUAUUACCAAAUCCGAGACGUACAAUUUCAUUCACCCGUGGCUGGGUACAGGGCUGAUAACUUCUACAGGUGAUAAAUGGAAUCGGCAAAGAAAACUUCUCACUCCAGCUUUCCAUUUCAAAAUACUGGAAGAAUAUUCAGCCGCAAUGUUUGAAAAAGCAGAAAUAUUGAAGCAAUGCAUCGAGUCAGAACUUAAAAAUUGCCCAAACGAACCGAUCGACAUGUUCACUCUCAUCACAAGAUGUGCACUGGACAUCAUCUGCGAAUCUGCAAUGGGGAUCAACAUCAAUGCUCAGAUAGACCACAGUUCGGAGUAUUCCGUGGCUUUACAUAAAAUCAGCUAUGAAACUAUCGAACGAAUUUUCCGUCCUUGGAUACACAACGACUGGUUUUAUUACCAACUCCGUCGUGGAAAGGAAUACAAAAAUAGUGUUGAAACUGCACAUAGAUUUACAGCGAAGGUGAUAUCUAAAAAAAAAAUGACCUGGAAAUCCCAACAAGAAAAUAAUUCGAACAAGUACACAGAGUUCGAAAAACAAAAACGGCGGGCAUUUUUGGAUCACUUAUUGGAUGCUUGUGCCCGCGAGAAGACUCCCCUUACUGACAACGAGUUGAGAGAAGAAGUGGACACUUUUCUAUUCGCGGGACAUGAUACAACAGCCACAGCUAUAAGUUGGUGUCUUUUCUGUAUCGGCAAUAAUCCGGACGUCGAAGAGAAAAUUCAUGAGGAACAGUUGCGCGUCUUUGGGGAUUCGGUAGAGCCGGCAACGCUAAACCAAAUUAACGAACUUAAAUACCUUGAAAGAGUGGUGAAGGAAACUAUGAGGCUAUUUCCUCCUGUACCGACGGUGGGACGAAUUAUGACGGAAGAGAUAAACAUAGCCGGAUAUAAAAUCCCCAAAGGUACCAACAUCACUGUUCACAUACACCACAUUCAUCGGGAUCCGAAACAUUGGACGAAUCCCGAAAAAUUCGACCCAGAUAGAUUUUUACCGGAGAAUUCUCAAGAACGACAUCCGUACGCGUAUGUGCCUUUCAGUGCUGGGCCAAGGAAUUGUAUCGGACAAAGGUUUUCUUUGUUGGAACAAAAGAUCGUAUUGACUACAGUAUUGCGAAAAUGGAGAAUUAAGAGCGCUCUAAAAUAUGAAGAAGCCGAAUGCUACAUGGAAUUAAUUCUGAGGCCGCAAAAUGGAAUCGAGAUUUACUUCACACCUAAAUAAGACAGGAGAAUACGAAAGAGAAGAAACAAUAGCGUUACAGCCACUGACUCGAGGUUGAUUUUUUUCAACAAACAAGCCCUUGUGUUAUUCUAAUAAUGAUUUACCGAGAGAAUAUAUAACAUAACCGAGAUAAUGUUCAAAAUCAAUAAAAAAAAAUA